Coniophora puteana RWD-64-598 SS2 is the source of this 771-nucleotide messenger RNA. RefSeq names its product glutathione S-transferase C-terminal-like protein. Lineage: Eukaryota; Fungi; Basidiomycota; Agaricomycetes; Boletales; Coniophoraceae. Gene Ontology annotation, cellular component: cytoplasm. The record is from RefSeq and is a predicted model, not a curated record. The coding region runs from base 1 to 771 and encodes 256 amino acids. The transcript has 4 exons.
AUGUCUGAACGACUCGUGUUCUACGAAGCCUCGUGCAGUGCUUACGCACAAAGAGUCAGAAUCGCGCUUCAUGAAGCGAACGCCAAAUACACAUCUUUUGAGAUCGAUACAUUCAACAAACCCACAUGGUUCACAGAGAAGAUCAAUCCUAUAGGGAAAGUUCCUGCAAUGACCUACGGAGGCCCAGACGUCCCACCAGACCAACCCUCUCCCGACUCGGUCAAGCUCGCUGAAUCGCUCAUCAUCGCAGAGUUCAUCGCCGACCUGUAUCCCGACUCUGGUCUUAUGCCCCGCGACCCUGUUCAACGCGCCCAGGUCCGGCGUUUUAUCGACGUCGUCGACACAAAGUUCGCGCCUGUGAUCGGGGCCUGGUUCUACCAAGGCACUCCGUGGGAAGGGAUCAUCGAGGGCGCGAGAGCGCUACAGGAUCUCCUCCCAGAUGGCGCCGCGUUCGCAGUUGGAGACCGUCCGACGCUGGCGGAUAUCGCAUUCGCCCCUUUCUAUUCCAUUCUCCAAGUCAUUUCAGACGGGGACAUUUAUUUACAUGAAGCUGCGAAACCGAGGGAUGUUGCUGAGGCGCUCAACUCGUCAGAGUUGGCGAGGCUCAGAAAGUACGCUAAUGGGCUGCUAGCGCGACCCAGUUUCAAGGCUGCUGUCGACCAGGUAUGUAAUUGCGCACAGGGGGUCUUUGAUAAGAAAAUCCUGACUAGUGUUGCAGGAGCGACAGGAGAGAUGGCUCAGAGACCUUCUCGCUUGGGCCCGCACAAGUAA